Molecule: messenger RNA, 2668 nt
Organism: Punica granatum (pomegranate)
Lineage: Eukaryota; Viridiplantae; Streptophyta; Magnoliopsida; Myrtales; Lythraceae
Source: RefSeq, a predicted model, not a curated record
CAAAGCCUUCGAUACACAAACCGACUUCGUUCAUUCCUCUCUGUCUCCUUCCUUCCUCUCUCUGUCACGCUGAAAUCGGGGUUUCCCUGAAGCUCCGCGACGAUCGGUGGCUCUCCCCUCCCGGCUCCGACCAGAUCGCCCGCGUCCACGAGUCCACGCUGCCGUAACUGACGUUCAGUUCUGCACCUGUCAUCACCGACCUGCUGACGAUCAUCGCUGGUAAGGAGAAGGCACACGGAGAGGGCAUCCCGGACGCUAUCUGCGCUAGGGUUAUGAAGUUAUUAGGAACCCAGAGAUUGACGUCGGCUAGAAGAUUAGGCGCUCGAAGAGAAUACUAUUCUGAGGAUGCCUGCAGUAAUCGGCUCAAAACAUCUACAUCUUAUUCUAAUGUCAUCAAUGAGCCCGGGCAUCGGCAGAAUCUUAGAAGAGCUUUAAUUGAUGCCUAUGGGAAUGAUGAAAGGGAAAGUUCAUCAGAAAGUAGAGUUUCUGUUGAUCGUGUGGGCAAUACCGAGGUAGCUAUGUUAUCUUGGCUAGAUACUGAAGAAGAGGAGUUUGACUGGGAAGUUAUGAAUCUAUCAGUAUCGAGAAGCAGCACAAAUCAGAGCAUGGCUUCUCAUUGUUAUCAGGCAGCAAGGACGUCUGCUGACAGCCGUACUCCGGCUUCACGACACUUUGUUAACAGAGGAACCAGAAGGAAGCUUGCGACAGCAUUUUCUUCCAGUGGUAUGCACUGCCACUCAUCUGCAGGAGAACCUGCGACUGUCAAGGCACGGUAUGCAGAUCCAACUUCAUCUGCGAAAUUGUUUCCCUAUAUUAAUCAGCACGGGUCUCAGCUGCCCCUCGGGAACUCUAUACCGCCGAGCAUGACACAGAUGAGGGGUUCAUUGAACUCGACAGUGGCUGAUACUGUAACAGAUAGAGAGCAGAAUGAGCCUUUAGAUAGUUUAGUUAGCCGGGGUAUGAUUUCGAUGAAACCUGCAGUUUUCCCGAGCCAGCAACCUGUUUCGUUGCCUGUGAGUCGGCGCAGUCAAGCGCAAGCCACUCCCUUAGCUCCGCAGUGUUUCCAUCAGCCUACUGUUUCAGGAUCUAUUCCACGGGGUCCCCUUCGUGCGAUGCCUCCAGCGCCUUCGAAUCUUCUGCGUGUGGCGCGCCCUCCUUUGCCAAUCUCGAACAUUCCAAGCAGCUCCUUACAUCUUCCCAGGGGACCUAUGCCUCCUCUGCCUUCGGGCGCUUUGCCAGCCUUAUCAAUUUCCCAAGGUCCCGGUAAUCAAUUAGCUAGAGGUGCAUUCUCUGAUUUGAUAAGUUCUCUCAUGUCUCAAGGAUUGAUCUCGCUGGCAAAUCAAGCCCCUCUAGUACAGGACUCUGUUGGACUUGAGUUUGACGUGAACCAUCUUAAGGUUCGACAUGAAUCUGCUGUCAAAGCCCUCUAUGCUGAUUUGCCCAGGCAAUGCACCACAUGUGGGCUCCGGCUUAGAAGCCAAGAUGAGCACAGCAGUCACAUGGACUGGCAUGUGAGUAAGAAUCGGACUGCCAAGAAUCGCAAACACAAUUCUUCUCGGAAAUGGUAUGUCAGCACGAGCAUGUGGCUCAGUGGUGCAGAGGCAUUGGUCGCUGAGGCAGUUCCUGGGUUCUUUACCACCGAGACCACCGAGGAGAAGAAAAGCGAUGAGGAAAUGGCUGUCCCAGCAGAUGAAGAUCAGACUGUAUGCGCGCUCUGCAGGGAGCCGUUCGAAGAUUUUUAUAGCGAUGAGGUGGAAGAAUGGAUGUAUAAAGGAGCAGUUUACUUGAAUGCACCUCCUGAUGGCUCAACCACAGGAUUAGAUAGGUCUCAGUUGGGCCCUGUAGUUCAUGCUAAAUGCAGGUCAGAAUCAAGUGGUGCACCCGCUGAAAAUUUUUGACAAGAGGGGGUACGUAUUCGAUGUUGUUCCUGUUCAGAAGAUUUCCCUCAGGCAUUAAUUUUUUAGUGUUCGUUUAAGUUGCACAUAGUCUUUAGCCUCGUGACCUUGUAUCUGCUUUCUGGUGGUUUUGAUCGAGAAUGUGUUGUUUGAAAAUGUUCCGCAUUAUGCAAAAUAUGCCGGCGCUUACAUUCAUGGAGAACUUUUGCUGUCAUCUUGAUCUGCAGGGAAGCAUUGAAGAGGGCAGUUGAAGAAAACGGCUAUGUAGUUAACUAGGAGAUGGCCGAGGUUCUCUUCCUGUAUUAUUUGUUCGUCUCUUCAUUACUGGCGGUAAAUUCUCCCGACCUCAUCUUUCACCAAGAGUUUGGAGCUCGACGAGCUGGUGACCUUUUGUACAUGUAAAUACUUUGGCAUUAUAAAAUGCAACAUCAGUUUGAGAAAUGCCCUUUGCACAUCCCCUUCCCAUUCGACCAUUCGUUUUGCGGCUCUUCCCAAUCUAUACUGUCGCAAUGGUCUUGUGCCUCAUUUUUUUUCCCGGUCGAUGCAACGCAUGAGAGGGAAGAAACAAAGACUUAUGGGAUCCUUCUGGUAGAUGAGGGCUUUGUACUCGGACACCAUUUCUCUUUGCUGAUGUACUUGAAUUGCGAAUUUCUUCAUCUUUUCAGUGUUCGAUAAUCGAUACCGAGAUUUAGAUCUGGUACUGGUUCUGUCAACAUGACAAUGCUUAUGUAGAGAGAAUACUAUGUUCUUUCCAAUUUUUGCUUAUGAAUAAA